Messenger RNA from Alternaria arborescens, 1533 nucleotides. RefSeq lists its product as hypothetical. Lineage: Eukaryota; Fungi; Ascomycota; Dothideomycetes; Pleosporales; Pleosporaceae. Gene Ontology annotation, molecular function: transmembrane transporter activity. The transcript has 4 exons. Gene Ontology annotation, cellular component: membrane. The coding region runs from base 1 to 1533 and encodes 510 amino acids. Gene Ontology annotation, biological process: transmembrane transport. The record is from RefSeq and is a predicted model, not a curated record.
AUGGGUCAACCUCAAGACGUCUCGACGGAAGUCAACCCUGCAAUAACGGUCAUUCGGUCUGACGAAGAGCUGAAAGCGAAGCCGCACAAGUGGUAUUACUACCUUUGGGAUACCCUGGACAAGCCGAAAGAAGAACGAUGGUUCAUGUUCAAGCUCGACGCUGCUUUGCUCACUUUUGCGUCUUUGGGGUACUUUAUCAAGUACCUCGAUCAGUCGAACAUCAACAGCGCCUUCGUGUCUGGAAUGAAGGAGGAUCUUGGGCUUUACGGCAACCAGCUCAACUACAUGCAAACCUGCUGGACUGUUGGCUAUGUCAUCGGCGAAUUACCCAGCAACAUCAUCCUGACUCGAGUGCGCCCAUCAAUUUGGAUUCCAGCUAUGGAGCUUACAUGGGCCGUCUUGACAUUCUGUCUUUGCCGCGCGAACAACGCAGAAACCAUCUAUGCCUUGCGCUUUCUUAUAGGUCUUGCUGAAAGCACAUUCUAUCCAGGCAUGCAAUACAUCAUCGGGUCCUGGUAUCGAAGGGAAGAACUUGCCAAAAGAUCUUGUAUCUUCCACACCAGCGGUGCCAUCGCGACAAUGUUCUCUGGAUACCUGAUGGCUGGUGUAUACAAGCUCGAUGGACGCGGCGGCUUCAAGGGAUGGCAGUGGCUGUUCAUUAUCGAUGGUGUCAUCUCCUUACCUAUCGCAUUGCUUGGCUUCUUCGCACUACCCGAUCUUCCCGAAAUCUCCAAGCCCUUCUAUUUGACGAAGGAUGAAGUCGCAUUCGCCCAGAAGCGCAUGGAGCUCGAAGGCCGGCAAAAGCGGAAGCCUUACACCAGAGCCAAGGUCAAGAAGAUCUUUACAUCGUGGCAUAUCUGGGCUCUCGUUCCGCUCUAUGUGUUCUUCAACAACGGUACCUCGGGUGGACAACCGGUAUUCCAGCAGUUCCUCAAAGCCAGCAAGGACCCGAAGUAUACCGUCAGCGAGAUCAACACUUACCCAACUACCACCAAUGCAGUACAAGUCGUUACCACACUCUUGUAUGCAUGGACGAGCGAUAGUAUCCUCAAAGGAUCCAGAUGGCAACCGAUCGUCUUCGGUGGAUGCAUGAACAUCAUAUGCUCUACUAGUCUUGCGAUUUGGGAUAUCCCCAUCAAGUGGAAGUGGGCUUGCUACAUUCUCUCCGGCUUUGGUGGUGGUCUUUCCGGCUUAUGUUUUGCAUGGGCUCAUGAGAUCUGCACACACGACAACGAGGAACGAGCUAUUGUCGUGGCAGCUAUGAAUGAGAUGGCUUAUGUGCUACAGGCAUGGCUACCACUUCUGGUUUGGAAGCAGGUUGAGGCACCUCAGUAUCGCAAGGGUUUCAUCACGGUCACAUUCUUGAGCGCUGCGUUGAUUGCCACUGCGCUUAUAAUUCGGCUACUGCACGCGAGAGAGGUGGCCAAGAGACAGCAUGCCCAGACAGUUGAUUACGAUGAACGAACUAGUUCUGAUGAGGAGUUGUCCGGGACGGCUAGUGAUCCCGAACUUAGUGGUGUCAAGGCCCUGUAA